AUGGAAACUAAAAAAGUUAAAUUAGGGGAAUAUGACAUAAUGAAUACUUUGGGAACAGGUUCAUUUGGUAGGGUGAGGUUGGCUAAGCAAAAAUCAAAUAACAAAUAUGUGGCUUUGAAGAUGCUGAAGAAAAUAGAAAUUUUAAGACUCAAAUAGGUUGAUCAUAUUAUUAGUGAGUUUAAUAUUUUGAAAUAGAUCAAGCAUCCUUUUUUGAUUGAAAUGAGCGGAUACACUUAAGAUGAACGAUACUUAUAUUUUGUUUUAGAAUAUAUAUAAGGAGGUGAACUAUUUACAUAUUUAAGAAAUGCUGGGACGGUUCAAAAUGAAGAAGCAUAGUUCUACUCUGCUUAGGUUGUUCUAAUGUUUGAGUAUCUUCACACAAAAAACAUAGUGUAUAGAGACUUGAAACCUGAGAAUUUGUUGGUCUAGUCAGAUGGCUAUUUAAAGUUGACAGACUUUGGUUUUGCUAAAGUAGUUGAGGACAGAACUUACACAUUAUGCGGAACACCAGAAUACUUAGCCCCAGAAAUCUUAUUAAACAAGGGACAUAGUAAACCAGUUGAUUGGUGGUGUUUGGGAAUCUUCAUCUAUGAGAUGCUUGCAGGAAUUGACCCAUUUAACGAUGAAGAUCCAAUGGCUAUCUAUUAGAAAAUAUUGAAGGGCAAAGUCAAGUUCCCACGUAAUUUUGAUAAUGAGGCAAAAAGCUUAGUUAAACAUUUAUUAGAAUAGGAUGUCACUAAACGAUUUGGGAAUCUUAAAAAUGGAGUAGAUGACAUAAAAUCACACAAGUGGUAUGAAACAUUUAAUUGGAAAGAUAUUAUCAAUAAAAAAAUAAAGCCUUAAUAUACACCUGUUAUUCAAUCAGAUUAUGAUACUUCCAAUUUUGCUACUUAUCCAGACAGUACUGAAUUACCUGAUCCUGUAAAACCAUAAGAUGAUCCAUUCAAAGAUUGGUGAAUCAAUAAAUGUUAAAACAUUAUUUAUUAAUAAGUUC
This is a messenger RNA of Paramecium tetraurelia, 994 nucleotides long. RefSeq lists its product as uncharacterized. Gene Ontology annotation, biological process: peptidyl-serine phosphorylation; signal transduction. Gene Ontology annotation, cellular component: cAMP-dependent protein kinase complex. Lineage: Eukaryota; Ciliophora; Oligohymenophorea; Peniculida; Parameciidae. The transcript has 7 exons. Gene Ontology annotation, molecular function: ATP binding; cAMP-dependent protein kinase activity. The record is from RefSeq and is a predicted model, not a curated record.